CGCUACAUCACUCCAUCGCUACAUCGCUACGUCGCAACAUCGCUACGUCGCUCCGCCGCUCGUGCUCGCACACGAAACGCAGCUGUCGCACCACACUAUCGCUAUCGCUAUCGCCUUUGCCCUCAUCUGCGCGGAUCCCCACGCACAGCCCACGCCGCAAUCCAUCGCCUCGCCGCGCUCCACCCGAUCGCAGACGGUCGCUCGAGGGCUCCGCUCUACCCGCUCACCAGCCUCGCUGCAGCCAUAGCGCGCCAGAAAACUGGGAACAAUGUCGGCCGCCAUGGGUCCGCAGCAAGCCAGGCCCGCUCCCGGGCGGGCGCGCGCAAAGUCGGGCGCCUUCAGCUUCCGCAGCCAGGGCUCCGAGGACAACAGCAACAGCAACAGCAACAGCAACAGCACCGGCACCGGCAACAGCACCGGCAACAGCACCGGCAACAGCAACAGCCACGGCAACGCGCCGUCCAAGAGCCCCAAGAGCAAGCACGCCCGCAAGGAGAGCGACAGCGAGCGCCGCAAGACGCACUACGACCCGUCCACCAAGGCGAACCCAAACGCCGCCAUGAACGAAGCCCAGCCGAUCGCCGCCGCGCUCGAGAAGCCCACGCUCCAGUCCCUCCGCUCGUUCCAGCACAGCGACGCCCACGGCAACCUGAUCGCCGAGCCCGACCUCUCCAACCCGACGCGCUCGCGAUGGGAGCGCCCGCUCGACACGAUCCGCUCGUUCGAAGCCGCCAUUGACGGCGAGUACCGCCGGCGCGCCUCGCAGAUGCGCGCCGACCAGACCGACGUCAUGUCCAGCUACGGCGGUGCGUCGCGCCGCUCCUCGUACUACGGCGGCGCGCCCGACGCCCAGCGCCACUCGGCCAGCACAUACCACGGCAACAGCGCCAACAGCGGCAACAACGGCAACCACAGCUUCGCCGCCCGCCCGCCCCGCGACUCGUACGACAACGGCUUCGCCCAGGGCGCCCGCAUGGGCCCGCCGCAGAACGUGUACGGCCAGCCGCCGCCAAACGGCCACCAGCAGAGCCGCGACACGGUGCACACCAACGGCUCCAACGGCAGCAACAGCGACGGCGCGUACGCCACCGACCCGAGCGACAACUCGUCGCUGGAGCGCUCCCUGCCCGUCCGCCCGCCACACGCCGAUGCCGCCGAGCAGUACGGCGCCAACGGCUACGGCGGGCCCAUUAGAGAAGAGCAGCAGGGCGACUACCAGCAGGGCGGCUACUUUCAGCAGCAGCAGGGCGGCUUCCAGCAGCAGCAGGGCGGCUACCAGCAGCAGCAGGGCGGCUACCAGCAACAGCAGGGCGGCUACCAGCAACAGCAGGGCGGCGCGCCGCCGCCGCCGCCCAAAGCUGCGCCCAUCAGGCUCGGCGGCGAGGAGGGCGGCGCCGCGCCCGCGGACAGGCCGGGCGUGUUGCGGAAAGAAAGCGCGGGCGAGGACAAGCGGCGGAGCUGGUUCAAGCGGCGGUUCAGCAAGGACUGAAGACGACAUUUUUACCUUUUGGGACACGAAAUCAUUUGAACGCGUACACGACGGCGUUGGGCGCGGACCGAGUCACUCUAGUGCGGUGCUACAGGAGCGUUUCUUGCAUUGCUCGUGCGAAAGCUAUGUGGUAAUCUGUAAUGCAUGUUGUUUGAUCUGCCUGUGAUCUGCCUG
Didymella exigua CBS 183.55 is the source of this 1663-nucleotide messenger RNA. RefSeq lists its product as uncharacterized. The transcript has 4 exons. Bases 269 to 1489 code for a protein of 406 amino acids. NCBI's taxonomy places the organism in Eukaryota, Fungi, Ascomycota, Dothideomycetes, Pleosporales, Didymellaceae. The record is from RefSeq and is a predicted model, not a curated record.